Molecule: messenger RNA, 1611 nt
Organism: Corylus avellana
Lineage: Eukaryota; Viridiplantae; Streptophyta; Magnoliopsida; Fagales; Betulaceae
Product: putative polygalacturonase
Biological process (GO): carbohydrate metabolic process
Molecular function (GO): polygalacturonase activity
Source: RefSeq, a predicted model, not a curated record
UUCCAUUAUAAAUACUUCAUUUGCCUUGGCAUACCACCAAACAUAUUCCCAUUUUCCUUCUCCCUCAAUGGAGUUCUACAGGAGAGGUCCCAUAAGAGCUCAAGUGAGCAAGGAAGUUGCAGUGCUUGUUGUGGUGGCGUUGCUGAGUAUAGGAGGAGGUGAGAGCAGAAAAGGUAGGAUUCUGGUGGAUGAGUCCAUUGAGUACACAGCUAUAAACUGCAGAGGCCACAGUGCAUCCCUGACGGAUUUUGGUGGUGUUGGUGAUGGGAAGACGUCAAACACAAAGGCGAUUCAGGCUGCAAUCGAUCAUCUAAGCCAGUAUGCAUCGGACGGCGGAGCUCAGCUAUAUGUUCCUGCCGGAAAAUGGUUGACUGGGAGCUUCAGCCUCACCAGCCACUUCACUCUCUAUCUCCACAAGGAUGCUGUUCUCCUUGCUUCCCAGGACAUGAACGAAUGGCCUGUGCUCAAACCUCUGCCAUCAUACGGCCGAGGAAGGGACGCGGCAGGCGGAAGGUACACCAGCCUCGUAUUUGGAACAAACCUCACUGAUGUUGUUAUCACAGGUGAUAACGGGACUAUUGACGGUCAGGGAGCGUUCUGGUGGCAAAAAUUCCACGGGGGGAAGCUAAAAUACACCCGCCCUUACCUGAUCGAAGUCAUGUUCUCAGACAUUGUCCAGAUUUCAAAUCUAACGCUCCUAAACUCCCCAUCAUGGAACGUUCAUCCAGUUUACAGCAGCAAUAUUCUUGUUCAAGGCAUUACGAUCAUCGCGCCGGUUAAAUCUCCGAACACUGACGGCAUCAACCCAGAUUCUUGCACAAACAUAAGAAUAGAAGACUGUUACAUAGUUUCUGGGGAUGACUGUGUGGCCGUCAAGAGCGGUUGGGAUGAGUAUGGCAUCGCAUUUGGAUGGCCCACAAAACAACUAAUCAUCAGACGGCUCACAUGUAUUUCCCCAUACAGCGCCGUGAUCGCUUUGGGAAGCGAGAUGUCAGGUGGGAUCCAAGAUGUCAGGGCUGAAGACAUCGUGGCCAUCAACACAGAAUCAGGGGUGCGGAUCAAGACGGCCGUAGGAAGAGGAGGGUACGUGAAAGACAUUUACGUACAAAGAAUGACCAUGCACACCAUGAAAUGGGUCUUUCUGAUGAAUGGCAAUUAUAAGGCACAUGCCGAUAAUAACUACGACCCCAAUGCCCUACCAGUGAUCCAAGGCAUCAACUAUAGGGAUAUGGUGGCGGAGAAUGUGUCAAUGGCAGCUAGAUUGGAAGGGAUUUCCGGUGACCCGUUUACAAAUAUUUGUGUUUCGAAUGUGACCAUUGGGAUGGCAGCUAAGUCGAAGAAAGUGAAAUGGAUGUGCACUGAUGUUGCAGGGAUUACAAGUGGUGUAACUCCUCAGCCGUGUGACUCGUUACCCGAUCAAGGGUCGGAGAAGAUUACAACAUGUGAAUUUCCGACAGACAGUUUACCGGUUGAUAAUGUAGAGUUUAAGAAGUGUACUUAUAGAAUGACUUAUGCCCGAACUUUGCUUCAUGUGUAACAGAAAUCACUUCAAGAUUAAACAAAAUUAUAUCAAGAACCCUGGCAUAAGACUAUAAGAGUAUGCCUUUCCUU